Messenger RNA from Cuscuta europaea, 9666 nucleotides. NCBI's taxonomy places the organism in Eukaryota, Viridiplantae, Streptophyta, Magnoliopsida, Solanales, Convolvulaceae. The record is from the annotation of a GenBank genome assembly.
CUUACAGGAAAAAGAAAUAAAAUAUCUUUACGGACUACGGAGUAUAAAAGUUCUUUUGAUCCCCACGCAUGACAAAUUCUUGACUUCCGGAAACUCUCAAAUUAAUCUCAGUAUCCAUUAUAAAUAUCUUCAAGAAUAAUUUCCAGCUCACCCCAAAAACUAUCUCCCUCCAAAAUGUGGAUCCAAACAUCUUCAAUUUGCUUUUGCUUGUGGUGGUUAGCCACCGCCUUUGCCAAUGCACAAUCACCGGCGGUUUCACCCACCACCCCUACCGCCGCCACGCCGCCGACCACCACUCCACGUCCAGCCACCACCCCUCUGCCUACAACCCACCCGCCAACAGCCGCAACUCCAGUUUCUUCACCGAAGCCUAAAAUUUCAACACCACAACUACCACCGGCGGCGGCCCCACAUGUUGCAGUUACGGCGCCGUCAAAGCCACCUGCAUUGGCACCACAACCGCAAGUACCAAUUGCAUUGCCGCCGGCAGUAUCCCCUGCUCUGCCCCCCACGAAAAAAUCCCUUCCACCGGCACCGGCGCCGACAAAGAAACCGCGGGCCCCACCCCGAGUAACCAAGCCGCCUGCACCUGCGCCGGCGGUGCCACCGCCCAAGCCAUUACUGGCUCCUGCACCGGCGCCGGUUGCUCUGCCGCCUGCUGGGACACCAAAAUCAGCUCCGGCACCUGCGCCGGCUCAUGCAAAGCACAAGAGAAAGAAGUGGAAGCAUAAGCACAAGCGACAUCACGCUCCACCACCAGCACCGGUUGUGAAGAGCCCACCACCACCGGCGGUGGAAGAUUCCGCCGAUGUAACCCCAGCUCCAUCCCCCGCUUCUGAUUUGAAUGAAGGAGUUUCGAUUAUGGAGCGCGGAAGAUCAAGAAUGUGGACCAAUGUUGGUGUUACCGUGACAAUAUUAUUCACAAUUAUAACCUAGCCAUAUAUACAAGCUCUUUCUUCUUUUACAGGGAGUGUGCACUUGGAUCAAUUAUAUGCUUGCAAUAUACUACUAGGUUAUAAAUGAUUUAUAUUCUUGUAACAAUAUACUUUAUUCCUUUUUGUGACGCUAUGAACCAUAUAUAUGUAUGUAACAAAAAGGUUGAGGGACCACUUUGAUGUCUAUCUGAAGAAAUCCUUGCAAUCUCCCCUUUGAUGUCUUCUUGACAAUUUGAUCUUUGAUGCCGGGGGUUGAGGGACCUUCAGUAUCUUGCAUGUAGUCCUUGCCUUCCAGAAGUUGCUCUUGAUCAGCUUGGAUGAAGUCCGGUGACGCCUCUAGAAUGAAUAUUCUUUGGGUUUAGUUGUGUAGGCUUAGUUGGGUUUACAAAGCCAUAGGGACAUGUUCUCUCAUUACUUUCUUCAUUUUCUCUCUGUACUCCCCCUCAACUGGAGCACUCGGUAUGCUUUGUCAUUGUUAGGCACCGGAGAGGAUAACAUUGAACACUCCCCCUAGAAUGUUGCAUCCGUUGAGAGAUUCCUUGCUUUGUCUGUGUAAGGCGCCAGGAGGAGAAAACUUAAACUCCCACUCAGAAUGUGCAAGGUUUGAUUGCUCACAGCUUGUCAUACCCGCCAUGUGUGUGGAGCAAUCUAAACAUGUACCACACAUGACGGUUUCCCUGAGCUCACCAUGUAGAAUUUCAGCAUAUUGAUGAUCACAUAAUGUUGAUGAGUCAGGGGAGGCUUCAGCAGUUGAUUAUUGAUUGUUGUAAGAUGACCGUUGACGAGAGGUUGAUUGAAUUAUCUAUGACUUUCGGACCUUUACAGUUAGGUUUAGAAAAUGUUUGACCUCAGGGUUGACUUUGAAAGAAUUUGAACAGAUUUGCCUAAGUUUUGACCUGGACAUCGGUGAUUUACAAUAUUUGUCGGAAAACUAACAUUUUGACCCUCAAGGACUGCGAGUGAGGGCGCGUGAGGAAGGGUUCUGGGGCAUAGCCCUAGAAUUAAUGUAGAUCAUUUCGUUAGCUUUCUAAAAAAAAGUUUGCUCAAAUCGGAUCACCGAGUCAAAAGUUAUGGCCAAAACAAUGCGGUGUCGCAGAAAAUCUCUAAUUUUGAGUUUUUGAGGAAUUUCUUCGAAGUUGAGGUUCUCGAUGAUGAAUGUCGAGAGCAAGUGGAUUUUAAACAAAAUUCUAAGGCAAUACUUCGAAAUCCUAAUCGUUGCCUCGAAGAAUAAUGGCGAAAUCCACCUACAAAACAAACCUCAGAAUAUCGAAAUCUGCAGAAUUUCAAAAUGUUUGAACAUCGAAAACUUUGGAGUUUCGAAAACCUCAUAAUCUCGAAAACUUGCUAUUUGAAAAACAUCAGAACAUCAAAAACUCCUGAAACAUAUAUAAGCAGGGAAUCAUUCAGAGAUCCUAUAAGGUAAAUCUUCGAUGAACUGCAAAGGAUGUCAAGAUUCGAAUUAUGAGUUCCAAGAAACUGCAAACUUUGAAAGAUUCAAAACAUCGAGAAAUUUUGAAAAUCUCGAAAUCUUCAGAAUGUCGAGAUCCAAAACAUCGAGAUCCCAAAUGUCGAAAUCCCAAAACUCGAAAUUCCUAAACUCGAAAUUCCAAAACCCGAGAUUACGAAUCUCGAGAUCUUGAUUUCGAGAUUCAAAUCUCGAGAUCUUGAUUUCGAGAUUCAAAUCUCGAGAUCAUGAUUUCGAGAUUCAAAUCUCGAGAUCUUGAUUUCGAGAUUCGAAUCUCGAGAUCAAGAUGUCGAGAUGCAAAUCUCGAAAUCAAGAUUUCGAGAUUCAAAUAUCGAGAUCAAGAUGUCGAGAUGCAAAUAUCGAGAUCAAGAUGUCGAGAUUCAAAUCUCGAGAUCAAGAUGUCGAGAUGCAAAUCUCGAGAUCAAGAUGUCGAGAAGAGGAAAUCGAGCCCCUAAAUGUCGAGAUCCUGCAAAACGAAAACAUUGAUUUUUGAAAAUCUGAAACAUGUUCUGAAUAGCCCUAAUAAUUUAUGAAGAACUUUUCGUUAGCUUUCUAACAAAAAAAAGUUUGCUUAAAUUGGAUCACCGAGUCAAAAGUUAUGGCCAAAACAGUGCGGUGUCGCAGAAAAUCUCUAAUUUUGAGUUUUUGAGGAAUUUCUUCGAAGUUGAGGUUCUCGAUGUUGAAUAUCGAGAGCAGGUGGAUUUUAAACAAAAUUCUAAGGCAAUACCUCGAAAUAUGAAUCUCGAGGUUUAAAUCUCAAGAUCUUAAUCUCGAGUUUGCCUCGAAGAAUAAUGGUGAAAUCCACCGGCAAAACAAACUUCAGAAUAUCGAAAUCUGCAGAAUUUCAAAAUGUUUGGGACAUCGAAAACUUUGGAGUUUUGAAAACAUUAGAAAAUCGAAAACUUGUUGGUUGAAAAACAUCAGAACAUCGAAAACUUCUAAAAACUUUGAUAGGCAGAGAUUCAUUCAGAUAUCUAAAAAUGUAUAGCUUCGAAGUGUUCUGAACAGGAAAGAUAUCAAGUUUAGAAGAAAUCAGUGAUUCAAGAAACUCCAAACAUUGAAAAAUUCAAAACAUCGAGAAAUUUUGAAAAUCUCGAAAUCUUGAGAAUGUCGAGAUCCAAAACACCGAGAUUCCAAAUGUCGAAAUCCCAAAACUCGAAAUUCCAAAACUCGAGGUUUCAAAACUUGAGAUUUCAAAACUCGAGGUUUCAAAACUCGAGAUGUCAAAACUCGAGAUGUCAAAACUCGAGAUGUCAAAACUCGAGAUUUCAAAAGUCGAGAUGAGGAAAUCGAGUCCCUAAAUGUCGAGUUCCUGCAAAAUGAAAACUUCGAUUUUCGAAAAUCUGAAAGCUGUUCUGAAAAGCACUGAAGGUCGAGAUUCUCCUGUAUCAGUUUCAAGUCAAAAACGUUUCUGCAGCAGUGAAAAAUAAGGAUUUCGAGAUCUCAAUGUAGAGAUCUUCGAAAUAUAAAAAUUGCAGAAAACGAAAAAAGAGGUAUGCUGCUGGAUCGGUUUUGAAAGGCGAGUCCAACAGUAUGAUUUUUACAAAAUUUCGAUCACAAACGAGAUUACAGGAGCAAAUCUCUACAUAUAGAAAAACAGAAGAAAAAAACAGAGCAGUUCUUCGUUAGAUCCAAAAAUCGCAGAUAGAUCCAACCUAUUUCACGCCUCGGCUCUGAUACCAAAUGUUAAUCCCAGAAUACUAACAAUCAUACAACCAUAACAAUGAUAAAGAGGCAGAUAGAAAGAUAUGUCGAAGAUUAAACGCGAAUCUGGUAUACCGUAUGAAAACCGGCCGCUGCUCUCCCUGGAGAAGGAGAGCAGUGGCAACCCUAAUCUCUCUCUAUCUCGCCUCUGCGUCUCUAAGCCUCUCUCAAUCAGUUAGGGUUCCCGUAAGUUAGCCUCCUUUUAUAGGAGAAGGUUGCUAACUUACGGGUUACAAGGAAGCCCACGGGCUGAUACACAUUUGUGGCCCAUAUAACACGUUUAAUUAAUAACUACACAAAUACAAAGAUAACUAACUAGAUUGAACACCAUAAAAUAUUCCCAAUAGUGGGCUAAGUAAUUAAUUAAGGCCAUUUAAUUAGAGAUCAUUUGGCCCAUCCUAAUGUAACAAGGAUAUUCGGCCAUCCCUCUAUAAAUAGAAGGGGAAUGGACCGAACAUACUUGAGGGUUUCACAAUUAGAAUAGUCAUAUCAUUCUCGAAGCUCUCUCUCUAGAAUUCUAAGUCUCUACACAAUCUAUUCCAAGAUUUUGAAGAUCCUUAAACCCCCCGACAUCAAAGAUCAAAUUACCAAGAAGACAAUAAAGGGGAUAUUACAAGGAGUUCUUCAUGAAGCCUUUCUAAAAAGACAAAAGAAGCUGAUAUCCUCUGAAGAUCAAGACAAUGAUAAACCGCGUUUCAUUGCAAAUUGAACACAAAGGGGGAGAUUGUUAGAAUAUAUUUUAUUGUGUUCAAUUUAAUUAGAUUUAUCUUUGUUUAAUUAGGAUUUAAUUAGUGGACUAAGUAAUUAAUCAAGGCCAUUUAAUCAGAGAUCAUUCAGCCCAUCCUAAUGUAACAAGGAUGUUCGGCCAUCCCUCUAUAAAUAGAAGGGGAAUGGACCGAACAUACUUGAGGGUUUCACAAUUAGAAUAGCCAUAUCAUUCUCGAAGCUCUCUCUCUAGAAUUCUAAGUCUUUACACAAUCUAUUCUGCAUAUUAUUCUGGUAGAGCACAUAGAUUAGAAAUUCUCUCUCUAGCUGUUCGAGUACUGUGUGUAUUGUUCUUCACCGAAUCAUCAUUAUGAAUACACGGUAUAUGUUGAUGUUGAAUUUCUCUUAUACUAUUUAAAUUCUUUCUAUUAUUGUUAGAAUAUUCGACUGUUGAAAUUUGGGAAUACAUCACAAAAUAUACAUUCAAGAGACCAUACACUGUAUGACAAAAUAAUAGAUGUCCAAUAUGAAGAUACUACAAAAUAUUUGGUAGUUAAUCAACCACCAAAUAGACUAGAUAUGAAGAUACUAGAUCUAGGCCUCUUCAGAUCAAUUCAAUGUCUAAAGGAUAAAUGCCCAACAAGAAUUUUUUCUACUUUGGUCAAGAACUGUAAAAAUGCUUUCAUUGCAUACAACUCUCAUUCCUUAAAUCAUGUAAUCCUAAGUUUAAAUUUAUGCAUGAUUGUAGUAAUGAAGGUAAGGGGGGUGUUACACAUGAGUAGGUUCACAUAAGAAAGCAAGCACUAAAAAUGCAAUAACGUUUACCACUGCCAAUCAGUCUGAUGGUCCUUGAUAAAAGUCUAGAGGGGGGGGGGGGGGGGUGAAUAGACUUUUAAGUCUUUUCGAAUUAGGUGUUCACUCCCCUCUGAAUAAGUAUAAUCCUUGGAACCUUUUGAGAGGUUUAGGAUUGGCAGCGGAAGUUUUUAUCUUUUUGGACAAACACACUAGAAGUUUGGUAAGGAUUGACUUUUGAGUAGGAACUAUUUUCUGGAUAUUUUCUAAGGCUUUUUGUUUGAUGGUUUAGUGGCUUUAAAUGUAAUGACUCACAGAUGUAUCCUGGUUCGGAGGUGGUGUAAUCCUCCUACAUCCAGUCCCACUCUAUAGAUGGAUUUCCACUAAACUAUUUAACCAAUACACUUAGUGACUAGUUUACCCUUGAUCACAGGCAUAAACUAUCAAGUUUUCAUUAGGAGUACACACCACUCCAAGUUAUUCUUGCCUCUAGGUUUUUCACUAAUGAAUCAAUCUGAUUCAAAUGUUACUCAUGUCCUAUUCUACCCACUCUUUGGAUUUGCAGCACAAAUUCUUUCCAAAGGUGUUACAACUUUUCACCAACUAUUCUAAGCUCUAGUAUGAAUCUUUCAUUAUGAACUAGUCUAAGAGCUUAAAGAAAUGUGAACGAGCCAAGAGUAAAGUGAUGAAUUAACACUUUAUCUUUUGCAGGAUAUUCUGAGUAUGAUUGCUUUGUUUGCAUUGCACUUAAGCUCGCUGAAUCUUCUUCGUCACAUUCCUUGAUUUAUUUAUAGACUUUGAGUUUGUUGAAUAUCUCCCGUUGGGUGAGGAGAUUCAAUCUUGAUCGUUGAAACAUCCACUUGAUCUUUUAUCUUCAGUAUGUCCUCCUUUUGUCUUGUUUUGAGUAGCCUGUGUUGCUAGUUUUGUUUUCUUGUUUGAGUCCAUGCUUCCAGUUGUAUGUGAUCGUAUGGGUUGACUCUGUAAAGCAAAACAUCUUUCAGUCCACUUGUAUAUAGGAGUAUGUGUUGACUCUGAAGUAUUCUGUAGUUCCACUUGUAUAUAGGAGUAUGGGUUGAUUCUGAAUUAUUCUGCAGUCCACUUGUUUAUUUAGUCCCGUGACUCUUUAAGAAAGUAUUUAGAAUACCUUUAGCUCCUCUGUUGCAGUUUGAGCUUCUCUGGUCUAACUCAGAGUUUUUCUGUUGUCAGCAUUGAGGUUUUCUGUUGUCAUCACUGAGGUUCUCUGUUACUGAGGUUCUCUGAUGUUAUCACUGAGGUUUUCUGUCACUGAGGUUCUCUGAUGUCAUCGCCGAUGUUCUCUGUUACUGAGGUUCUCUGUCACUGAGGUUCUCUGUCACUGGCAUUCUCUGAUGUCAUUGCUGAGGUUCUCUGAUCCUAACAGAAUACCUCGAGACUUUCUGUUGCAAUCAGAUUUUUUCGAUCUAUUCUGUUAUGAUCAGAAUACAUUGGUUUCUGUCACUGACUACCUCGAGACUACCUCUGCACUCAGUCGUUUCACCAACACCAACGGCGUGGUUGCAACUGGAAUCAAUGCGACGGUGAGGAUGAGACGGUCGAUUCGCUGCUCCAACAAGAAGCUCUAAUACCAGGCCUUAAUAUUGAGCAUUGAGGUUUUCUGUUGUCAUCACUGAGGUUCUCUGUUACUGAGGUUCUCUGAUGUUAUCACUGAGGUUUUCUGUCACUGAGGUUCUCUGAUGUCAUCGCCGAUGUUCUCUGUUACUGAGGUUCUCUGUCACUGAGGUUCUCUGUCACUGGCAUUCUCUGAUGUCAUUGCUGAGGUUCUCUGAUCCUAACAGAAUACCUCGAGACUUUCUGUUGCAAUCAGAUUUUUUCGAUCUAUUCUGUUAUGAUCAGAAUACAUUGGUUUCUGUCACUGACUACCUCGAGACUACCUCUGCACUCAGUCGUUUCACCAACACCAACGGCGUGGUUGCAACUGGAAUCAAUGCGACGGUGAGGAUGAGACGGUCGAUUCGCUGCUCCAACAAGAAGCUCUAAUACCAGGCCUUAAUAUUGAGGUAAUAAUCUAUUUCGAUUUUUCUACUUGUAUUUUAGGGUUUUGUUUACUUAAAAUUUCUGAUUUUUGUAUAUUAGGUAUGGUAUAACACUUAAUUCUUGAGUACUUUGUAUUAUUGUAAGAAAAGGUAGUGUUAGUUAUUGAAAUUUUAGUUCAAUUUUUCUAUUUCACAUUUAUGCUCAUAACAUGUUUGUUGAAAUGACUCAAUGAUGUUUUUUUGUUUAAAUCCAAAACUUUUACUCUCUGUUUUGUUAAUUAGUUCAAGAUUCUGAUUUUCUUGUUUCCCGAUUUAAAUAAUGAUAUAGUUAUUUUCCAAAUUCUUUCUUGGACUGUUUUUCUUCUUUUUCAAACAACCCCUGUAAUUUUGUUUUUAUUGAAAUUGUGCGUUUUUAUAUUAUAUGAACUAUUGUUGAACUAUUUUGCUUCAUUGUUGGAACAUAUGGUGUUCAUCAAAGACCAUAUUGUCAAGAAGACAUCAAAGGGGAGAUUGCAAGGAUUUCUUCAAAUUGUCAAUAUACUUUAUUCCUUUUUGCAGCGCAGACCACUUUGUCUUUGUUGUUAUUGAGCUUCCUUUGUCUUUGAACUUGACUUCUGAGGAAGGCUAUCUGAAGAAAUCCUUGCAAUCUCCCCUUUGAUGUCUUCUUGACAAUUUGAUCUUUGAUGCCGGGGGUUGAGGGACCUUCAGUAUCUUGCAUGUAGUCCUUGCCUUCCAGAAGUUGCUCUUGAUCAGCUUGGAUGAAGUCCGGUGACGCCUCUAGAAUGAAUAUUCUUUGGGUUUAGUUGUGUAGGCUUAGUUGGGUUUACAAAGCCAUAGGGACAUGUUCUCUCAUUACUUUCUUCAUUUUCUCUCUGUACUCCCCCUCAACUGGAGCACUCGGUAUGCUUUGUCAUUGUUAGGCACCGGAGAGGAUAACAUUGAACACUCCCCCUAGAAUGUUGCAUCCGUUGAGAGAUUCCUUGCUUUGUCUGUGUAAGGCGCCAGGAGGAGAAAACUUAAACUCCCACUCAGAAUGUGCAAGGUUUGAUUGCUCACAGCUUGUCAUACCCGCCAUGUGUGUGGAGCAAUCUAAACAUGUACCACACAUGACGGUUUCCCUGAGCUCACCAUGUAGAAUUUCAGCAUAUUGAUGAUCACAUAAUGUUGAUGAGUCAGGGGAGGCUUCAGCAGUUGAUUAUUGAUUGUUGUAAGAUGACCGUUGACGAGAGGUUGAUUGAAUUAUCUAUGACUUUCGGACCUUUACAGUUAGGUUUAGAAAAUGUUUGACCUCAGGGUUGACUUUGAAAGAAUUUGAACAGAUUUGCCUAAGUUUUGACCUGGACAUCGGUGAUUUACAAUAUUUGUCGGAAAACUAACAUUUUGACCCUCAAGGACUGCGAGUGAGGGCGCGUGAGGAAGGGUUCUGGGGCAUAGCCCUAGAAUUAAUGUAGAUCAUUUCGUUAGCUUUCUAAAAAAAAGUUUGCUCAAAUCGGAUCACCGAGUCAAAAGUUAUGGCCAAAACAAUGCGGUGUCGCAGAAAAUCUCUAAUUUUGAGUUUUUGAGGAAUUUCUUCGAAGUUGAGGUUCUCGAUGAUGAAUGUCGAGAGCAAGUGGAUUUUAAACAAAAUUCUAAGGCAAUACUUCGAAAUCCUAAUCGUUGCCUCGAAGAAUAAUGGCGAAAUCCACCUACAAAACAAACCUCAGAAUAUCGAAAUCUGCAGAAUUUCAAAAUGUUUGAACAUCGAAAACUUUGGAGUUUCGAAAACCUCAUAAUCUCGAAAACUUGCUAUUUGAAAAACAUCAGAACAUCAAAAACUCCUGAAACAUAUAUAAGCAGGGAAUCAUUCAGAGAUCCUAUAAGGUAAAUCUUCGAUGAACUGCAAAGGAUGUCAAGAUUCGAAUUAUGAGUUCCAAGAAACUGCAAACUUUGAAAGAUUCAAAACAUCGAGAAAUUUUGAAAAUCUCGAAAUCUUCAGAAUGUCGAGAUCCAAAACAUCGAGAUCCCAAAUGUCGAAAUCCCAAAACUCGAAAUUCCUAAACUCGAAAUUCCAAAA